Xenopus laevis (African clawed frog) is the source of this 2143-nucleotide messenger RNA. RefSeq names its product guanosine monophosphate reductase 2 S homeolog (gene gmpr2.S). Gene Ontology annotation, biological process: nucleotide metabolic process; purine nucleotide metabolic process. Gene Ontology annotation, cellular component: GMP reductase complex. Lineage: Eukaryota; Metazoa; Chordata; Amphibia; Anura; Pipidae. The record is from RefSeq and is a predicted model, not a curated record. The transcript is spliced from 10 exons. The coding region runs from base 101 to 1141 and encodes 346 amino acids. Gene Ontology annotation, molecular function: GMP reductase activity; oxidoreductase activity; catalytic activity.
AGCGGCGUAGGAAGCCGGAAGUUACAAGUGACAGGGCGCGUGACGUCACAUCACCCGGGAAACGUCUGACAGGGUUCUUCUUCGUGACAAAUUCUCCACAAUGCCACGAAUCGACAAUGAUAUUAAAUUGGAUUUUAAGGAUGUAUUGCUACGACCAAAGAGAAGCACAUUAAAGUCUCGGAGUGAGGUGGAGCUUACCCGUGUUUUUACGUUUAGGAACUCUGGACAAUCGUAUGAAGGAAUCCCUAUUAUUGCUGCCAAUAUGGAUACUGUAGGGACCUUUGAGAUGGCACGAGCCCUGUGUAAGUUCUCUCUCUUUACAGCCGUACACAAACAUUAUACAGUGGAGGAUUGGAAAGACUUUGCUGCAAGUUCCCCAGAAUGCUUGGAGAAUGUUGCUGUGAGUUCUGGGACAGGUCAGUCAGAUUUCCAGCAUUUAGAGAAAGUCCUAUCAGCUGUCCCUCAGGUUCGUUACAUCUGCUUGGAUGUGGCUAAUGGAUAUUCAGAGCAGUUUGUACAACAUGUGAAGGAUGUUAGAGCCAGAUUCCCUAAGCACACUAUUAUGGCUGGAAAUGUUGUUACUGGGGAGAUGGUGGAGGAGCUGAUCCUGUCUGGGGCAGAUAUUAUAAAAGUUGGAAUUGGACCAGGUUCUGUCUGUACAACCCGGAAAAAGACUGGAGUUGGAUACCCCCAGCUAAGUGCCGUUAUUGAGUGUGCAGAUGCAGCACAUGGACUGAAUGGCCACAUUAUAUCAGAUGGAGGAUGUAGCUGCCCAGGUGAUGUUUCAAAAGCAUUUGGAGCUGGAGCUGAUUUUGUGAUGCUGGGCGGGAUGCUGUCAGGACACACAGAAUGUGGAGGAGAGGUAAUUGAGAAGAACGGCAAGAAAUAUAAGCUUUUCUAUGGAAUGAGUUCAGAGACUGCAAUGAAGAAACAUGCUGGAGGGGUGGCGGAAUACAGGGCUUCAGAAGGGAAGACUGUGGAGGUUCCUUUCCAAGGUGACGUCGAAUACACCAUCAAAGACAUCCUCGGAGGGAUUCGCUCCAGCUGCACAUAUGUUGGAGCCGCCAAACUGAAAGAAUUGAGUCGUAGAACUACAUUCAUCAGGGUCACCCAGCAGCUUAAUCCAAUGUUCAGUAACUAAUCGACAGACCUCACAUGCCACAUUUAGUAGCUCCUUUCCAUAGAGUAUUUGCAGUCACUGAAUCCUUCCAGUGUUACAUUUCUGACUUUCUAGUAGUGUUUGGAACUUUGUGAGGCAUUUUUCUUUCACAACAUGCCUACCUUGAGUUGCCAAAUUGUUGUUUUAAACUGACAUUUAUACAAUACACAUAUAAUAUGAGUUACUUUUAUAAGUACUAAGUGCAUUCUAUUUAUUACAUAGGUUUUUUUUCAGUCACUUGUCAGCCCUACAUGUGUACUAUUGAUUGUACAACAAACUGCCAGCAUACCUGCUGCUCUCAGGGCUGUAGCCAUAUAACUGCCACCAGUAUCACCGCCCUGUUACUGUGCAUUAUUAUUCCAUCAAUUUACACAUACAUGUUAAUCACAUGUAUUCUACCUUCCCAGAUUUGCUGAUAAUCUCUAUUCUGAGAGUCAACGUCUCCAGAUAAAUAAGUGAGCCAGAUAAUGUGAUGAACUCGUCAAUUGUUUCCAGUUUUAGUAGUGAGAGGAAAUCCUCCCCAACUUAUUUUAACUGUAAUAUUCCCUCUCUUGUAUAAGGGCCAGCAUUUGUGAUUUUAAAUGUAAUGAACAAUAAUAUAAUAUUGUUUCUAUCAAUAAGAAUUAAUUAUUUUGAAAAAUUAAUUUGUUUAAUUGUUAAACUGCAAGUGGCACUUUGCAGCAUGUUGGCAAUUUCAUUGUCUAAAAUACAUUCCCGCCCUAAGUCUUAUUCACUGUAGAAGGACCAAUUUCCAUAAUGUUCAAUGUAUGUAAUCUGUACUCUUACCAAUUAACUUGCAAGAGAAAUUGAUGUUUAUUGUUAAAUGGCUACAUGAACAUUGUAGUGGCCCAGCUAUUUCAUUAUCUACAAUACAUUCCCACCCUGUCUUUUAAUUAACUGUCAGUUUCCAUGAUUUGAUUGUGAAUCAAGAUGCAUGUGAUUGGUUCUCUUACCAACAAUAAAGGUUUGGCUUUCAAAAGCGAA